Ceratitis capitata (Mediterranean fruit fly) is the source of this 2729-nucleotide messenger RNA. Its product is annotated as probable insulin-like peptide 3. The record is from RefSeq and is a predicted model, not a curated record. Gene Ontology annotation, molecular function: hormone activity. Lineage: Eukaryota; Metazoa; Arthropoda; Insecta; Diptera; Tephritidae. Gene Ontology annotation, cellular component: extracellular region. The transcript is spliced from 2 exons. The coding region runs from base 532 to 909 and encodes 125 amino acids.
UCUAUUUCUAAAAAUUCUUCUCUUAAGUGUAUGUAAAUUUUUAGUCCCGCAAGUGAAUAUGAGCAAGUACAAGUAUUUGUGGGCCUCCGUUUAACAAUUUUACUAGUCAGUCAAUGGAAUUCAUAACGAAUUUUUGAUUUAACAUUUGUUAUUGUAAUAACAAGAAGAAAUGACAGACACACGUGUCUCAAGUUUUUUAAUUUCAGCGGUAAAGAUUGCCCUUCAAAUAAAUACACAUAUGCCUUUAUCUAUGAAUAUUCCAGCAUGUGCGCUCAUAAAUAUGCAACGAAUUAUGCGAAAAUUUACCUUACAGACUUGUUUACGUCCUUUGCACCUCAUAUGAAGAUGCGAAAAACAUUUAAUUGAGAUAUGCUAAACUUUGGUUUUCUUCUUCUUCGGUCUUUUUCUAUUUUGCAAAUUCCGAGGUAUAAAAGCACAGUUAGAAUUUGCAAAGGAUAUUAGUCAACUGGCAUUGCUUCAGCAAACGCAUUCUGCUAUAGCGAGAGUAGUUUUCGCGGUAUUUAAUAAGAAAUGAUCUCCGUAAAUUUAUUGAAAAUCCACGCUUUGCUGCUCGUCUUGGCAGUGGUGUUGCAACAAGCUCAUUGUUCGCGUACAGUUUGUGGUCCUGCACUGGACGCGGUACUCAGAACAAUUUGUGUACAUGGCUUCAAUUCAAAAUUCAAAAAGUCAAUGGAGUGGGAUGAUGUGGGCACCAACGAAUUGGAUUUUGAAUUGCCCUUUCUCUACGCGAACUCACCAUUUUUGGCUAAAAUUAAUGGCGAUCAGUUUGAUACCGUGGCCAAGACUCGCCGUUAUCGCGACACUCCUUACCGCACCGGCGUAUAUGAUGAAUGUUGUAGCAAGGCCUGCAGUUACAAUGAGAUUUUGUCUUAUUGCAACUCAUAUUAGAUCGAGAAGGCAAAGGGCAGCUUUGAUAUUAUAUGAAUGAAGUAAAGAUUUAUUUGGACAAAAAUUAUGUUGAAAAAUUAUUAAGUAUUAACCAAGCUACAACGUGCUAAAAUCAGGCUCGCUUAAACACCAAAACAACAAAUUAGAAAAUAUUUGUAUACUUUUUUCAGAAAAAAAAACUGUCAGGCUUUUGAUAGGUAGUUAUUAAAAGAUACUGCGAAAAAAUUAAAAAAAAAUUUAGAUACAAAAAUUUUUUUUGGUUUAAUUUAACAAGUAAUAAUAAAACUUUUUAGAGAAAAUAAUAAAUCCAAGCGAUCGCCUUUAAAUUGCGAAACUUAAUUCUAAUAUUUCAUUUUAAAGAAAACUUAAUAGCUUUUUAAUUUAUUAAUGAUUAUUAUUUUUUCUUAAUCAAUAUAACAUCAAGAACAAUGGUCAACAAAAUUUGAAUUUUUAUUGUACUAGGGCCACGAAGCAAGAAGACAUCAUGAGAAAAUACAUCCACACCAUUUUUUAUUGUUAUACUAAAAUAUCUAUUUUAGGAAAAUAAUAUAAGAAUUCACGGUUAGUAAACUUGGUUUGCUUAACAUACUUGAGACUGUCCGGAUUAAAAUUUAUUUCUCGCUCACAGAUCCACAAUUUGAUUUUUAUAAGUUUAUUUAUUAAUUCUUUCAAUUUUCUAAUUUAUGGUUGUCAGGAAAGUUUUGGAUGAGAGUCUCAAAACUCUGCCAGGCUAGUAUUUGGAAACCAACGAAUAUUCCCUAGAAGCUGAAGCUCAAAGACUUAAAAUACUUUCUUGUGCCAAAUUUGGAAAAAUUCCUCACUCGAAUCCAGCCUUUCUGAUUGUUUUGUAGGUUUUCACACAGGCGUGUCGGCACUAUGUAAGGUGUGCUUGGUGUUGGUUGUAUUAAAAGACUUUCAGUUGUGUUCUCUUUCGGUUCCAAACCAAUCUGGUAAAGAAAAUAGCCAACGUCUAGAAUGUUUUUAGCCUAAAUUCGAAGUUUGACACACGCUACAGAGUAUUUAUGAGAGUCUCAAGACUUAUCUUAAUUCUCGACAAGAAAUCAAAAAUAGUCUGAUUAGUAUUGAACAAUUGUUGAUAUGAUUUGACGGAAACUGUCGAUGUUGUUAGAGUACUUUCGUUGCAUAUUUUCGAAAUAAUUUUGUUAAUUGAAUGCAAUACAGGCACCCAGAUAAAGAUAUUAAAGCAAGGCAACAUAUGUAAAGACAGAAAUGCAUAUGUGGGUGUCGCAAAAAACCAUACUUUUUAAAUGAGGGUACACGGAUAUAACACAAACCAUCGAAAAUCUCGUUUUCCAAAAUCAUGUUUACCAGUGUAAUUAAAUGAUUGACCAACUUAUAAAAACUAAAAAAUGUGUAACAUUAACACUUAAUUUGGGAAUAAAAAAUGGUAGGAGUGUGAGUUGAAUAAUUACAUAAAUAAUAAUUGAAAAAUUUCAGAAUGAAAUUUUUAAGAAGCGAAUAUACAUAAUUAAUUAAGUACCACUACAAAGACAGUAUUUAAAAUCAUACAAGUGAAAAAAUUUCAGCUAAUACCUUGCACUUUCUUCCUACUGGGGUUAUGAGAGAGAGACAAUGAAUUUUAUUUUGACGAAAUUAUUUUGCAAGUUUAAAAAGGGUACAUUCGAAAUUUAAUGCUAUUAAAGUACAAAAAUAUUUUAACAGAUUUAAAAAAAAUUGUUCAAUUAGUGUUAGGCGCAAAAUAAUGUCCGGGGACGAUUGCAUCCUGCACACGAUUGACGUUAAUCGGUCUAACUAGUCAAUCGUGGGUUCCAAUUGAAAAAAGAAAAAAUACAGGGAAU